UAUAAAACUUAUACGCAAGGUUUGAAUUAGCCGCCAUAUAAGAGAUAGUGUUAACAACUCUAAAGAAAAUAAAUUUUCAAAACUCCCUUCGUUUUUACAUCUCUUUGUAUUUUAACGGAAAAUAAUUUUUUUUUUUUAACUUUCAACGUGUAAAAAAAUUAUUAGUACUGAAAAUAUAUUUGCAAAAAUAAGAUAUUGCUCCAAGUUAACAUGGUUUUUGGACCGCCUAAACGACGUUUGCUCAUCUUCGAUUUCGAUGAGACGCUGAUUUCAGUGGAUUCGAUUUCCCUCCUACGCGACUUACUGCCAUUAUACCGCCGGCCAAAAAGACCCAAAAGAGCAAAAGAUGGCAAAGUCACGUACCUAAACACAAUAUUUGGGGAGUUGCGUGCCAUGGGUUACACAUCGACCGAACUGCGCCGCCUCGUAGCGGCUAUACCGCCAGUACCGAGUAUUGUGGACUUUAUAAAACAUCUUUACGAAUCGUGUGAUCCCAAAUAUGACAUAAUCAUUAUUAGCGAUAGUAAUUUGAUAUUCAUCAAAGAUUGGUUAGCCCAUAAUUUGUUGAGCAAAUGUUUUAGGGAAAUUUUCGCAAAUCCCUCAUAUGUGGUAAGUAGCGAUGGUAUACGCGUGGAGCCGCUACAAAACACCAAUUGUCCUUUGGGUCCACCUAAUCUCUGCAAGCGUGACAUUUUGGAAAAAUAUCUAGCGAAACGCCAGGGUGUGGGCGUAAAUUAUGAGCGUGUGAUUUUCGUUGCUGACGGCGCUAAUGACUAUUGUCCAACGCUAAUUAUGCGCAGGGAUGAUAUUGUGUGCGCGCGCAAGGGUAAAGAUUUGGAAAGGAAAAUACGUUGCAAUCGGCAAAAGUGUAAAGUUCGGCCAUUGGUAUUGUUAUGGAGCAGUGGUCACGAUUUAUUGACUCUGCUGGAGACAGCGUUAGAUUGUGUGGCCAUUUCAUGCAUAUAAGUGUAGCGGGCGAUUGUAAAGGAUAGAAAUAAAUAUUAUAAAAUAAAAUUAAACAAUUAAAAUAAAUUUGGAGUGUGUGUAUAUAAAAAACUAAA
Molecule: messenger RNA, 1061 nt
Organism: Ceratitis capitata (Mediterranean fruit fly)
Lineage: Eukaryota; Metazoa; Arthropoda; Insecta; Diptera; Tephritidae
Product: probable phosphatase phospho2
Exons: 1
Coding region: 211-966 (251 amino acids)
Molecular function (GO): phosphatase activity
Source: RefSeq, a predicted model, not a curated record